AUGUCAUCUAACCACGAUCGUCAUAGCCAUCGAAUCUCUAAUCACACAAAACAGCUGAAUGUUCCUUCCAAUCCCCCGGUAUGGACUAAACCGGCCGCCUCAUUAGCGGCGCCAAACGAAACUAUCCCCGUCAGUCGCUUCUGCGCCUCACAUCUCCCCGACUACGAAGGCGAACUGGUGUUUGUUACGGCACGCGAAUGCCGAGACAUUACCCCAGAGGAAGCCUCGUCAUAUAUCCUCGGGUACACCGUCGGCAAUGACCUUUCCUGCCGCUUCUUCCAGCUCCCCGAACAAUCCGGCGGCCAGUUCUUCUACGCAAAAGCCUUUGAUAAGUUUGCACCCAUAGGACCGGUCCUUGCGAGCCCGCAUAUCUUUCACAAGGCCAAAGCAACGGCGAGCCUAGUUACCCGCGUUAAUGGAGAAGUGAGGCAAAACACUGUCAUCCAAAACGACAUGAUCUGUUCUCCGGAACGAGUGUUGAGCUGGAUGAGCCAAAGCACCACAAUCCCAGCGUAUACGGUCGUGAUGACCGGGACCCCGGCGGGGGUGGGCGUAUUCCAGAAACCUCGUCAGCUUCUCAACAAUGGGGAUGAGAUCGAGAUUGAAGUCACUGGAUUGGGCAAACUGAAGAACAAAGUCGUUUUUGAGGAAGGGCAGGAUUCUAUCUUGUGA
Messenger RNA from Aspergillus terreus NIH2624, 672 nucleotides. RefSeq names its product fumarylacetoacetate hydrolase family protein. Bases 1 to 672 code for a protein of 223 amino acids. The record is from RefSeq and is a predicted model, not a curated record. The transcript is spliced from 3 exons. Gene Ontology annotation, molecular function: acetylpyruvate hydrolase activity. Lineage: Eukaryota; Fungi; Ascomycota; Eurotiomycetes; Eurotiales; Aspergillaceae.